GCUGCCUCGCCUGGCCCCUGCUCCUCUUGCUGCUGCUGCUGCUGCUGGCCAUGGCAUCUCCUUCUCCUUCGGGGGCCAUCCUCCUCCUCCUGCUGCUCUCCUCCUGCUUUCUGCUCCGGACGAAGGGCUCUCCCUCGGGGCCCCUUUAUACCAACCAUUGGGCCCUUCGAGUGGAAGGGGGCCCCGGGGAAGCCGACCGACUGGCCUCCGCUUACGGCUACCUCAACCUCGGACAGAUUGGGAACCUAGAAGAUUACUACCAUUUUCAUCACAGCAAGACCAUUAAAAGGUCAACAUUCAGCAGCAGAGGGCCACACAGUUUCCUAAGAAUGGAUCCAAAAGUAAAAUGGAUGCAGCAGCAAGAGGUUAAACGAAGAGUCAAAAGACGCGUUCGACGAAACCACAACCUCCUUUCCUUCAAUGACCCACUCUGGCCUGAAAUGUGGUACAUGCACUGUGAAGACAAUGAUAGUGAAUGCAGGUCGGAAAUGAACAUCAUGGCAGCCUGGCAGCGAGGAUAUACCGGCAAAGGUGUCGUCGUAACCAUUCUUGAUGAUGGGAUAGAGAAGAAUCACCCUGAUCUUAUCCAAAACUUUGACCCUCUUGCAAGUUAUGAUAUCAAUGGAAAUGAUCCAGAUCCGACUCCCCGCUACGAUGUCAGCAAUGAAAACAAGCAUGGCACGCGUUGUGCUGGAGAAGUGGCAGCGGCAGCCAACAACUCCAAUUGCAUAGUGGGAAUUGCGUACAAUGCAAGAAUUGGAGGCAUCCGUAUGUUAGAUGGCGAUGUGACGGACGUUGUAGAAGCAAAGGCGCUUGGCAUCAGACCGGAUUAUAUCCACAUCUACAGUGCGAGCUGGGGUCCAGAUGAUGAUGGCCGGACAGUGGAUGGCCCUGGCGUUUUGGCCAAGCAAGCAUUGGAGCAAGGCAUUAAAAAGGGCCGUCAAGGACGGGGCUCCAUUUAUGUCUGGGCCUCUGGGAAUGGUGGCAGAGAAGGGGACCACUGCUCUUGUGAUGGAUACACCAACAGCAUCUACACAAUCUCUGUCAGCAGUACCACCGAGAAUGGGAACAAGCCAUGGUACCUGGAGGAAUGUGCCUCCACUAUUACUACCACCUACAGCAGCGGUGCUUUCUAUGAGCGACAGAUUGUUACCACGGACAUGAGGAAACGUUGCACGGAUGGCCACACUGGGACUUCUGUCUCUGCUCCCAUGGUGGCAGGGAUGAUUGCUCUGGCUCUGGAGGCCAAUCCUCUGCUGACCUGGCGAGACAUCCAGCACUUGCUUGUUAAAACAUCUCGACCCGUGCACCUCAUGGCCCCUGACUGGAAAACCAACGGAGCUGGGCAUCGAGUUAGCCAUUUGUAUGGAUUUGGCCUGGUGGAUGCAGAAGCUCUUGUCGUUGAAGCAAAGAAAUGGCAGAUGGUCCCUGCCCAGCACAUUUGCGUUGGAACUUCAAAUAAAAAGCCGUCGUGGUUCCUUUCUGCUUACAAGACAUUGCGGACAGCAACUGUAACCAAUGCCUGUGCUGACCAGCCUGACCAUCAUGUUGCUUAUCUGGAGCAUGUUAUUGUCCGAGUUACUAUUUCACACCCUCGACGGGGAGAUCUCCAGAUCAGCCUAACAUCUCCUUCUGGAACUAAGUCCCAGCUCCUGGGAAGGAGACAGCAUGACGAUUCCAGUCAAGGCUUUAAACAUUGGGAGUUCAUGACCGUCCAUUGCUGGGGAGAAAAGGCAGCCGGAGAAUGGUCACUGGAAAUCCAGGAUAAACCAUAUCAUGUACGAAACCUAAACAUACACGGGAAGUUAAAAGAAUGGAGCCUUAUCUUGUAUGGAACAGCUGAGCCACCAUCCUCUAAUUUCAGCUCCCAGCACUCCAGGUCAAGAUUGCUGGAGAUGCCAUCAUCUGACAUGGACAUCUCCAAAGUUGCUUUCUUCCACACGCAGAUGGAGAUGCCGGAGGAGGAAGAGGAAUAUACAGGUCAAUGUCAUACAGAAUGUGGCGACCAAGGAUGUGACGGCCCCAACGCCGACCAGUGCCUGAACUGUUUCCAUUAUAGCCUUGGAAGUAUGAAAACCGGCAGGAAGUGUGUGAAUUCCUGCCCUCCUGGGUACUUUGGGGACAGUGUUCAGCGGAGGUGCCGGAGAUGUUCCAGAGGCUGCGAAGCCUGCCUGGGCAGGAGCCACAACUCGUGCAUGGCCUGCAAGCGUGGCUUUUACCAUCACCUAGAAACAAAUACGUGUGUGACGCUGUGUCCAGCUGGGUUUUACUCUGACGAUGGUCAAAGACGUUGUCAGAAAUGUCAUCAGAACUGUAAAAAGUGCAUUGGGGAGAUGGAUAGAUGCACUGUCUGCAAAGAUGGAUUCAGCCUUGUGAACACAGCUGUGUUAUGGGGUGCAAACCGGGCAUGUACUUGAUCAAGGAACCCGUGCGUGUGAAGGAUUCCG
Messenger RNA from Sceloporus undulatus (fence lizard), 2447 nucleotides. It is a transcript of the gene PCSK6, whose product is annotated as proprotein convertase subtilisin/kexin type 6. The transcript is spliced from 18 exons. Gene Ontology annotation, molecular function: serine-type endopeptidase activity. Bases 51 to 2417 code for a protein of 788 amino acids. NCBI's taxonomy places the organism in Eukaryota, Metazoa, Chordata, Lepidosauria, Squamata, Phrynosomatidae. Gene Ontology annotation, biological process: peptide hormone processing. The record is from RefSeq and is a predicted model, not a curated record. Gene Ontology annotation, cellular component: cell surface; membrane.